AUGGCUAUCGCAACGGGUACCAGCCCGUUCAAGGAGGGUAACAAUAUGAGACAGGCCAUCAUGCGCGAGCAGGAGCAACGACGCCUGCAGUAUCUCCAACAAAUGCAAAUGCAGGAGCAGCAGAGGCGUCCGGGCGGGACCCAACCAGGCGCAGGACAACCGGAGGGCCCGACUGGUCAAGCGCAGACCGAGCCCGGCCCUCCGUCCGACUUCGAAUCCUCCCAACCCCCUCCCUCGGAAACGAGCAUGAAGUCCAUCUCUCCCGAGACUGAGAUGGAGUUGAAGGCCGCUAAUAUCAAGACCGCCGACUUGCAGGCGCCCCCCGCUCACUUCAAGACGGCCGACUUGCAGGCCCAGCCGGCUCAUUCCCCCGCUGGAUCGGAGCCGUGUGCACCUGGGGCUUCUUCCUCUUGGGGUCAUCCGGUAUGGUGGGGUUGGUCUGAUACCACCGGAUGUGGCCAAUAA
Puccinia triticina is the source of this 465-nucleotide messenger RNA. RefSeq lists its product as uncharacterized. The record is from RefSeq and is a predicted model, not a curated record. Bases 1 to 465 code for a protein of 154 amino acids. The transcript has 4 exons. NCBI's taxonomy places the organism in Eukaryota, Fungi, Basidiomycota, Pucciniomycetes, Pucciniales, Pucciniaceae.